Messenger RNA from Cavia porcellus (domestic guinea pig), 8397 nucleotides. It is a transcript of the gene Aff2, whose product is annotated as ALF transcription elongation factor 2. The transcript has 20 exons. The record is from RefSeq and is a predicted model, not a curated record. The coding region runs from base 153 to 4004 and encodes 1283 amino acids. Gene Ontology annotation, cellular component: nuclear speck; nucleus. Lineage: Eukaryota; Metazoa; Chordata; Mammalia; Rodentia; Caviidae. Gene Ontology annotation, biological process: regulation of RNA splicing. Gene Ontology annotation, molecular function: G-quadruplex RNA binding.
CGCCGCCGAUGCGGCCCGGGCACUUUUAGCCAGAGUGCAGGGCCGGAGAGCAGGGCCGCCCGGGGCAGCCAGCGAGCCGCGCCAGCCGGAGCCGCGCCGACCCGCAGCGCGCAGGGACCGCCGCCCGCCGCCGCCGCCGCCGCCCGGCCGCUAUGGAUCUAUUCGACUUUUUCAGGGACUGGGACUUGGAGCAGCAGUGUCACUAUGAGCAAGACCGUAGUGCGCUUAAAAAAAGGGAGUGGGAGCGGAGGAGUCAAGAAGUUCAGCAAGAAGAUGACCUCUUUUCUUCAGGCUUUGAUCUUUUUGGGGAGCCCUACAAGGUAGCUGAAUAUACAAACAAAGGUGAUGCCCUUGCCAACCGAGUCCAGAACACGCUUGGAAACUAUGAUGAAAUGAAGGAUUUGCUAGCUAACCAUUCUAAUCAGAAUCAUCUAGUGGGAAUCCCAAAGAAUUCUGUGCCCCAGACUCCCAUCAACAAAAGCGAACCAAGCUUUUUUCCAGAACAGAAGAACCGGAUGAUCCCACCUCACCAGGAUAAUACCCACCCCUCAGCCCCGGCGCCUCCACCAUCCGUCGUGAUACUGAAUUCCACUCUCAUACACAGCAACAGAAAAUCAAAGCCCGAGUGGCCACGAGAUAGUCAUAACUCUAGCUCUGUACUGGCAAGCCAGGCCAGCAGUCAGCCAAACAAGAUGCAGACUUCCACACAGGACCAGCCUCAAGCCAGACUGGAAGACUUCUUUGUCUAUCCAGCUGAACAGCCCCAAAUUGGCUCAGCUGAAGAUUCUAACCCAUCUUCAAAGGAAGACAGUAACCCCAAGGCUGGUGGAGAAGAUGUUUUCAAAGAAAUCUUUCAGUCCAACUCUCCAGAAGAAUCUGAAUUUACAGUGCAAGCACCUGGGUCUCCCCUGGUUGCUUCUUCUUUGUUAGCUCCCAGCAGUGGCCUUGCGGUCCAGAACUUCCCUCCAGGGCUUUACUGCAAAACCAGCAUGGGGCAGCAAAAGCCAACGGCAUAUGUAAGACCCAUGGAUGGCCAGGACCAGGCACCGGACAUCUCUCCCACACUGAAACCUUCCAUUGAAUUCGAGAACAGCUUUGGGAAUCUGACAUUUGGAUCACUUUUGGAUGGAAAGCCCAGUACAGCCAGUUCAAAGACUAAACUGCCAAAGUUCACGAUCCUCCAAACAAGUGAAGUAAGCCUUCCCAGUGAUCCAAGCUGUGUUGAAGAAAUCUUGCGGGAAUCCCAACAUCUGACUCCAGGAUUCACCCUGCAAAAGUGGAGUGACCCAACCAGCAGAGCUUCUACAAAGUCAGUAUCAUUCGAGUUGAUGCUUGAAGAUGACUUAAAGCUGAGCAGUGAUGAAGAUGACCUUGAACCUGUGAAGACCUUGACCACUCAGUGCACAGCCACGGAGCUCUACCAGGCUGUCGAAAAAGCAAAACCUAAGAAUAAUCCUGUGAACCCACCCUUGGCCACACUCCAGCCCCCACCUGCCGUGCAAGGCAAUGGAGGUUCUGGCAGCUCCAGUGAGUCAGAGAGCAGCUCCGAAUCGGACUCUGACACAGAAAGCAGCACCACUGACAGCGAGUCCAACGAGGCACCUCGAGUGGCCACUCCAGAGCCUGAGCCACCCUCAACCAACAAGUGGCAGCUGGAUAAGUGGCUUAAUAAGGUGACAUCUCAGAACAAGUCAUUUAUUUGUGGCCAAAAUGAAACACCCAUGGAGACGAUUUCUCUGCCUCCUCCAAUUAUCCAGCCAAUGGAAGUCCAGAUCAAAGUGAAAUCAAACCCCAGCCAGGUAUUGGCUGAACCCAAAGAAAGGCCUCUCCUGAGUCUCAUUAGGGAGAAAGCCCGUCCUCGGCCCACCCAGAAAACUCCAGAAACCAAGGCUUUGAAGCAUAAGUUGACAGCGACUAUUGAGACAGCUUCUCAAAGGACAAUUGGGAAGAAACACUCCAAAAAAAUUGAGAAGAACACCAGCAUUGAGGAGUUUACCUGGCCUAAACCAAAUAUUACCAGCAGCACUCCCAAAGAAAAAGAAAGUGUGGAGCCUCCUGAACCACCAAGAAGCCGCAACAAAGCCACUGCCCACAAACCAGUCCCUCGGAAAGAACCCAGGCCUAACAUCUCCUUGGCUGCUGAGAAGAAGAAGUACAGAGGGCCUGGGAAGAUUGUGCCAAAGUCCCGGGAAUUCAUCGAAACAGAUUCGUCUACAUCAGACUCCAACACGGAUCAGGAAGAGACCUUACAGAUCAAAGUGCUGCCUCCUUGCAUGGCUCCUGGAGGCAACCCUGCAAAAGCCAAGGAGACCUGUGGUGCCAGCCGGACCUUUAGCACCUUAAUCAACAGCAGCAGCAGCAGCAGCAGCAAUAACAGCGUAUCCAGCAGUAAUGACGAGACAUCUUUCUCACCUAUUUCUGUCAUGCAAACAGAGCUUCUGUCCCCUCUUCGAGAUCACGAGAAUCUGAAAAACCUCUGGGUGAAGAUUGACCUUGACUUACUUUCUAGAGUACCUGGCCACAACUCAGUCCAAGCAGCACCCACCAAGCCAGACCACAAGGAAACUGCCUCCAAACCCAGACGUCAGACUGGUGCCACGGCUGUGGAAAAACCAGCCCCAAAGGGCAAGCGCAAGCACAAGCCAACCGAAGUUGCAGAGAAAAUCCCGGAGAAGAAGCAGCGCCUGGAGGAGGCCUCGGCUCUCUGCUUGCUUCCCCCUUGUAUCUCACCAGCACCACCCCACAAGCCUCCCAGCGCCAGAGAAAAUAAUUCAUCCAGGAGAGCAAAUAGAAGAAAAGAAGAAAAACUCUUCCCUCCUCCGCUUUCCCCAUUGCCAGAGGACCCUCCACGUCGCAGAAACAUCAGCGGCAGUAACGGGUCCUUCAGUCAGGACAAGAACAUCCCCAUGACUGGACAGAUCACCUCUACUAAACCCAAGAGAAGUGAAGGCAAAUUUUGUGCUACUUUCAAAGGGAUAUCCGUAAAUGAGGGAGACACUCCAAAAAAGACUGCUUCUGCCACCAUCACUGUCAGCAAUACUGCUAUUGCCACUGCCACUGUCACUGCUACUGCCACUGUCACAGCUACUGCCACCACUACUGCCACGGCCACCACUACAACUACCACCACUACUAUUUCCACCAUCACCUCUACUAUCACUACUGGCCUCAUGGACAGCAGUCACCUGGAGAUGACGUCCUGGGCAGCCCUGCCUCUCCUGUCCAGCAGCAGCACUAAUGUCCGGAGACCCAAGCUCACUUUUGAUGACUCGGUUCACAAUGCUGAUUACUACAUGCAAGAGGCUAAGAAGCUGAAGCACAAAGCUGAUGCACUGUUCGAGAAAUUUGGCAAAGCUGUGAAUUAUGCCGACGCUGCCCUGUCCUUCACCGAAUGUGGCAAUGCCAUGGAACGUGACCCUCUGGAAGCCAAGUCCCCGUACACCAUGUACUCUGAGACCGUGGAGCUCCUCAGGUAUGCAAUGAGGCUGAAGAACUUUGCAAGCCCCUUGGCUUCUGACGGGGACAAAAAGCUAGCAGUGUUAUGCUACCGAUGUUUAUCACUUCUCUACUUGAGGAUGUUUAAACUGAAGAAGGACCAUGCUAUGAAAUACUCCAGAUCACUGAUGGAGUAUUUUAAGCAAAAUGCCUCAAAAGUCGCUCAGAUACCAUCUCCAUGGGUAGGCAAUGGAAAAAACACUCCUUCCCCGGUGUCUCUCAACAAUGUCUCUCCCAUCAAUGCCGUGGGGAACUGUAACAACGGCCCAGUCACCAUCCCCCAGCGCAUCCACCACAUGGCCGCCAGCCAUGUCAACAUCACUAGCAAUGUGCUACGGGGCUACGAGCACUGGGACAUGGCUGACAAGCUGACAAGGGAGAACAAAGAAUUCUUUGGCGACCUGGACACAUUAAUGGGGCCUCUGACCCAGCACAGCAGCAUGACCAAUCUUGUCCGCUAUGUUCGCCAGGGACUCUGUUGGCUCCGCAUCGAUGCCCAUUUGUUGUAGUGGGUGCUCUAUCAUCUCUAGCAUCACCACCCAUCACUCUACCUCUACCAGCGCACUGACGGUCACUGGUGGAACUCCACUCAUUUGGGAAAGUUCUCUUUGGUUAUGUUUGUUUUUAUGCUUCUUUUGAUAUCUGUGAAAAACUGAAGUUAUUGUAAGCGGACACUACAACUUGAGAGCAGUGUAUGUUUUAUUAUGUUUCAGUAUUUGAUAUUCAUUUCUCAGAUCUCAGGAUCUUUUUGUGUUUUAUGGAAUGAUAGUCCCCACAAUAUUAUUUUAAGUCCACACUAUCCAAAACAAAGAACGAGAAGCACAUGUGAUGAUAACAGGUUCCUGAGAAAUGAAACAAGUGGUCUUACAUACAGAUGAGAACUUAGAUACAAGGGACCUGCAAAGAUUUUCAGCAAUAGCCAUCCCCAAGCUAUACUCUUAUGUCCAGAAAAGAAUGUAUUUCAGAAUCCACUGUUAAACUUUUGUGGUUCCCAACAGAUUCAAUCUUCAAGUGAGAACUCUCAUUGUCAAAAUCCACUGGUUAGAUGUUGUAAUAACAUCAUAAAAUCAAGAAUAUCAAGAAAAAAAGGGGCAUGGCAGUACUGCUCUUGAAAUGAUGCUAUGCCAUACAACCAGAGGACAUUUUUUUCUUAGCAUAUUGUUCCUGAUUUACUUUUUUUUAGAUUUUAGUGAUGAGAAGGAGGGAUGACAUUUAUUUUGACAACUUCAAGGCAUCAGCUGGAUUAAAAUUGUCUGAACUCCAUGAUUUGAAGCUUAAAUCCUCACUGAGAUCUUCCGUGUGCAUAUCUCUUUUUUUGAGGAGAAAUUUGGUGGUUGCAUGCCUUAGUAGCCAAAAUGCUACAUGCCAGUCUUUUCUGGGAGAUAAGAGAGGUCUGGAAAACGUCCAACAAGGAAUUCAUAUAUCUGCCUCCUUUGUAGUCAGGGGCACAUCCGUAACUAGCUGGAUUUUUAAAUUGUAUUUUGCUCAAAUCUAUGGAAACAAAAGUCGAAUUAUCACUACCUGAAAAUAAUAAUAUACAAUUUUCUUCCUAGUGGUUUUAAAAUCUGGACUUCCCCAAUUAUGGUCUACACUUUCUAUUUUCAGAGUUUCUUUUUUUUCUUCCUUCAUUUUGCUUUUAUCUUUUUUCCUUUUCUUUCUUUUUCUGUGAGUCAUUAACUUUUGAUUGAAAUAUCAUCACUGAUUUUUUUAAAGUUAUAUUACUAUGAACAUUUGCAUACCAAAUCCAAAAAGAACUCCUAACUCUGUAGGUAGUAGCAUCCCUAAAAAGUGUGAUUCUUGGGGUAGUGCUUCACCCUGGGGCACUUUGAAAGAGUCCGGGUGAUUGGGAAUAGCUCACCUAAUUUGGAGACAUUUUCCUAUCAGUUAUGACUGUCUCCCCUCCUUAUGAUUCCCUACAUUCAUCUUCUGUCCCUAAGCAUCACAAUGUAAAUAUCAUCCUCGGUGUUCAGCUCACCAGAAGAAUCCCCCACCUGUAGUAAACACUAUCCAUACAUUAGUUACUUGAAUUACCUGCUGGCACAUAAUUCCAUGUAGCCUUUCAUCUGCUGAGUUAUUGAAUUCUGUUCACUGAGAUAUGACCAGAUAAAUAAUAGAUAUGCACAUAAAAAAUGCAAACUUGUAUGAUUUUUAAAGCAAGUCAUGCAGGUCUGUGAUAAAACCAGCAGGUGAUAACUCUGAACUCUCAUUGUCAAGGUUAGAUAUAUUCCAGUUGCAGAAGAGCCAGACUUGAGCUCUGCUCUGAUCAUCUCUGAGUUUAAGACCCUUUGUUGUAUAAUAAGGUUAUGGAAGUUGUACUCCAGUGGCCCAGGCCAUGCUGUUAAUCUGGCUGCUGGGAGCUUCCCAGCAGCUGAACCCCUGCACUUUUUAAUGCUCCCAAUGAGGUUGAGCUUCACGUUUGCAGUCUCAAUGACACUUGAACACACGCACUCACACAUGCACACAUACAAAUGAAACCUGAAAGAAUCUUUUCUGAGCCUCUUAAAUGAGGAAGAUAAUAAUAUGAAAGACUCUGAACACCCAAGGAGGGUGUCACAUAUAAAAACCAAGCUGAUGACUUUGCAGUGACUCAAGUUCUCUGUUUUCCGUAGACUACCAGGUAGAGUGCCUGGCUAUUACUUUAUCAUGAAGCUCACUGGCUUGACUCGUAAGCUAAAUCUAGAUCAUGAUCCUGUAUCAUCAUGGAUUUAGGACUAGAUUCUUCUUGAAAUUCAAAAUCUCUGGAAACUAGACAUUACAAUGGUAGGGGAAGUUUCCCAGGGAACUGAGCAUAAUGCCUCACAGAUGAAAGACUUGUAGCUCUAGUUUCAGAAACUUGUUAUAUCUACUUACACACAACAGGCAGGCAAGAGGAUUCUCUGUCAUCUCUGGUGGCUGAGUGAAAAGUGUGUGCCAAGUCAGCAACGCGAUUAUCAAAUCUGACAGUCGAGCUCUGGAUCACCACCUGAUUAUUUAGUAGGACCAUUUUUAAAGCAGCUUAGAAACCAAUCAAACAUGGAGAAUUAAUUACUUUGCUAUUCCUGGAGAUGAGACAUCUCGGUUUCAUGAUGAAGGACUGUUGCUAUUUUCCAGGUACUCUAUUCAUCACAUUGUAAAUGGUGAUGUGUGUUGUAGGUGUGCAGCUAUGUGAGGGGUGAGGGAUUAGGAUACUUUGUCAAAUGAUUAUUUUCAGCAUACCUGUUUGUGGGAGGGACAUGAGACAUAUGGAUAACAGUGAGAUACUGUGCCUCUAGACCUUGAUGGAGGCUUGGUGAAACACAUCUCUGUAAGCAUGUGGAGGUAGGAUAAUGGGCAGAGUAAUGGGCACCUAUCUCUACCCAAGCAAGGAUAAACAAUCUCAGCCCUGCCACAUAACCAGGUAGGGCCACCACUAUGCCUUCAUUUGUCACCCAAGCUCCAACCACAGAAAGUCUGACAAGUUUGUGUUAUGAUGUUGGCUUGGCGUUAUAUUUUUAAUUAGCUUUGGAUUUUUUAGUGGUUUUGUCAUAUUACUGUCUGAGUUUGGUAGGUAGGAUUAAUUUGAAAAGACUUUAGUAGUGUGGUUCUUGGGGUAGAAUUUAGCUGUAAGCAUGUUGUUAGCCAGCCUAUAGACUGUUAAUUACUUAAUAAUCUCACUGGGAAAGUACUAGUAGUUUUAUAUUUGGGUGACAUAAUUGGAAAAGCAGAUUAGCUGUUGUUACUUUUAAAAGACUUGCGGUUGGGAUGCGUUGUUUUCCCACAUGAGAUAAAAAGAUCCAAAUAUUUGCUCAUUAAUCAAGUUGCAAAAUUAGAAACCCGUGGCUAAAAUGCGUUUUGCUGAACUUCCAAACGUAUGACUUCUCAUUUGGACAGCACACCGUUGACUGCAUUGGAUUUUUCUGCACCAGAAGGGUAUUUGUUCUAUGGUAGCUUUCCUGAAGGUGUCUAAAUUGCAUUUUCUUUUACUCAAAUUUGCAUCCCAGAGGUUGAUGUUGGAGUUUGAAGUUGGAAAGCAUUUUUGAAGGCAGACUCGAUCGAGUUGUGAGGGUGAAGCCCUCACGUAUUUCUGAACAGACGUGAAAUUCACCUGCAUGAGUUGGUGGAUGGGAGAACCAAACUUGAUCACUGGGUAGGACUACUCAGUAAAGCAAUGAACUAGUUCCUUAGAGAGGCAUCACUAUCCCCACUGAGAAAACUGUGUGGCAAGACGAGAUAGCUACACGAUAUCACCCAGAGGGCCGAUUCAGCGGCCCACUGUUCAAUUCUGUGGGGAAAAAGUAUUGAGCCAGUUGUCAGUGUUCUGUUACACAACUGACAAACUGAAUUCUUUGUCGUUGUUGUUACUGUUGUUGUUGUUGUUGUUGUUGUUGUUGUUUCUCAUUUCUACUUGCACAGCCUUAUUCUCAUAAUUAAACUCUGAUUCAUUUUCUCUUUGGUGUUUGCAAACUCCAACAGCAGAAAUGGCAUCUGUGUAUUGGUAAUCAGCAUUUACCCUGGCAGGAGACUAGUCAGAUAGGCUCAUCUCAGACAUUAGUCCUAUCAUGUGAUAUUUCCAGCAGAAGAAAACGUAAUAAUUCCCUUUCCAUUCUCCUCCUCACAAAUCUAGAAGCCCUCUUUACCAAGAGCAUCACAUUUUUCUCUGUAAUCUAUCGCCUAAAAGAAAAUUGUUGUGGGGAGGGUGGAGGGGCGUGUGGGUGGAGGGUGGAGGGUGGGGAAGCCCCCGGAGGCCACACUGCAGUUCAUUCCCCUUCCAGCUUCUGCCAUGGGGUGUUCAAGAAUCAUUCAUAGUGCUCACACUGGGUUAGGGGACACGAACUGCUAUUCAGACCCAUGACCAAUCAUCGUUUGGAGAUUGGAGCUUUGCUGUUUCAUUAACUGUGCAGUGUAGACUAAUGGUGUUUAAUAAAAAUCAUUCAAAAUUUCAAA